This is a messenger RNA of Miscanthus lutarioriparius, 3330 nucleotides long. Lineage: Eukaryota; Viridiplantae; Streptophyta; Magnoliopsida; Poales; Poaceae. The record is from the annotation of a GenBank genome assembly.
AUGGCCUCCAACGGCGGGGGACUCCGCCACAGCAACAGCAGCCGCCUCUCGCGGAUGUCCUACUCCGGCGGGGGCGCGGGCGACGACGCCCGCGCGCAGGCGGCCGUCCCCGGCGACCGUCCCAUGGUCACCUUCGCCCGCCGCACGCACUCGGGCCGCUACGUGAGCUACUCGCGCGACGACCUCGACAGCGACCUCGGCAUCGGCGGCGACAUGUCCCCGGACCGCGAGGAGCAGCAACAGCAUCAGCAGUACGCGAGCUACCACGUGCACAUCCCGGCGACGCCCGACAACCAGCCCAUGGACCCGGCCAUCUCGGCGCGCGUGGAGGAGCAGUACGUCUCCAACUCGCUCUUCACGGGCGGCUUCAACAGCGUCACGCGCGCGCACCUCAUGGACAAGGUCACCGACUCCGAGGCCUCCCACCCGCAGAUGGCGGGCGCCAAGGGCUCCUCCUGCGCUGUCAACGGAUGCGACGACAAGGUCGCGAGCGACGAGCGCGGCGACGACAUACCCCCUGCGAGUGCGACUUCAAGAUCUGCGCCGAGUGCUUCGCGGACGCCGUCAAGAACGCCGGCGCCGUCUGCCCCGGGUGGCCCACGCUGUCGCUGCCUCCGCCGCCUGGCGCCGCCGCGUCCAGGAUGGAGAGGCGCCUCUCUCAUCAUGCGCUCCCAGAAGGCAAUGACCAGGAGCCAGACCGGAGACUGGGACCACAACCGCUGGCUCUUUGAGACCAAGGGCACGUAUGGCUAUGGCAAUGCCAUCUGGCCCAAGGAGAAUGAGGUGGACGCCGGAGGCAUGGGCGGAGGCGGCCUCGGUGGUGGAGGAGCUGAUGGCCAGCCGGCCGAGUUCACCGCCAAGCCAUGGAGGCCGCUCACUCGGAAGCUUCCCAUCCCUGCUGCCAUACUCAGCCCAUACAGGCUUCUCAUUCUUAUCCGCAUGGCCGUCCUUGCUCUAUUCCUUAUGUGGAGAAUUCAGCACAAGAAUGAGGAUGCAAUUUGGCUCUGGGGCAUGUCUGUUGUCUGUGAACUCUGGUUUGGCUUUUCAUGGCUGCUCGACCAGCUGCCAAAGCUGUGCCCUGUGAACCGAGCAACCGACCUUGCUGUCCUGAAAGACAAGUUUGAGACCCCAACGCCGUCGAACCCUACUGGACGAUCAGAUUUACCAGGGCUUGAUAUAUUUGUGUCCACUGCUGAUCCAGAGAAAGAACCUCCACUGCACAACAUUGAGCCUCGUAAUCCUGAAAGCUACUUCAAUCUUAAGAAGGACCCAUACAAGAACAAGGUUCGCCAGGAUUUUGUCAAGGACAGGAGGAGGGUUAAGAGGGAGUAUGAUGAGUUCAAGGUCAGGAUCAAUGCGCUGCCUGACUCGAUACGCCGACGCUCUGAUGCGUACCAUGCCAGGGAGGAAAUCAAGGCUAUGAAGAGGCAGCGAGAGACUGCUCUUGAUGAUGCAGUAGAGCCUGUUAAGAUCCCUAAAGCCACCUGGAUGGCUGAUGGCACUCAUUGGCCUGGUACCUGGAUUCAACCUUCUGCCGAGCAUACCCGUGGUGAUCAUGCUGGAAUAAUUCAGGUGAUGCUGAAACCUCCCAGUGAUGAUCCCUUGUAUGGCAGCGCUGGUGAUGAAGGCAGACCUCUUGAUUUCACUGAGGUCGACAUUCGUUUACCAAUGUUGGUCUAUGUGUCCCGAGAGAAGCGCCCUGGUUAUGACCACAACAAGAAGGCUGGUGCAAUGAAUGCCCUAGUCCGUUCAUCUGCUGUCAUGUCAAAUGGCCCCUUCAUCCUCAACCUCGACUGUGAUCACUAUGUCUACAACUCGCAAGCUUUCCGCGAGGGCAUGUGCUUCAUGAUGGACCGUGGUGGCGACCGUAUUGGUUAUGUUCAGUUCCCGCAGCGGUUUGAGGGCAUUGAUCCAUCAGAUCGCUAUGCUAACCACAACACUGUCUUCUUUGAUGUCAACAUGCGCGCACUGGAUGGUAUCAUGGGGCCAGUCUAUGUGGGCACUGGCUGUCUUUUCCGCCGUGUCGCCCUAUAUGGAUUUGACCCUCCGCGCUCCAAGGAACAUGGUGGCUGCUGCAGCUGUUGCUUUCCCCAGAGACGCAAGAUCAAAGCUUCAGCUGCUGCACCGGAGGAGACCCGGGCUCUAAGGAUGGCAGAUUUUGAUGAGGAUGAAAUGAACAUGUCAUCAUUCCCCAAGAAGUUUGGUAACUCGAACUUCCUCAUCAACUCCAUCCCAAUUGCUGAAUUCCAAGGGCGCCCGCUAGCUGAUCACCCUGGUGUCAAGAAUGGCCGUCCUCCAGGUGCUCUCACUGUUCCCCGUGACCUUCUUGAUGCAUCCACAGUUGCUGAGGCCAUCAGUGUCAUCUCAUGCUGGUACGAAGACAAGACCGAGUGGGGCCACCGUGUUGGUUGGAUCUAUGGUUCAGUCACAGAGGAUGUGGUCACUGGGUACCGGAUGCACAACCGUGGUUGGAAGUCUGUGUACUGUGUCACCAAGCGUGACGCCUUCCGCGGCACCGCACCCAUCAAUCUGACUGACCGUCUCCACCAAGUGCUCCGGUGGGCUACUGGUUCGGUGGAAAUCUUCUUCUCCCGCAACAAUGCGCUGCUUGCAAGCCGCAGGAUGAAGUUCCUCCAGAGGAUCGCCUACCUGAACGUCGGCAUCUACCCAUUCACGUCCAUCUUCCUGAUCGUCUACUGCUUCCUACCGGCGCUGUCCCUGUUCUCAGGGCAGUUCAUCGUGAAGACUCUCAACGUGGCAUUCCUGACGUACCUGCUGGGGAUCACGUUGAUGCUGUGCCUUCUGGCAGUGCUGGAGAUCAAGUGGUCAGGGAUCAGCCUGGAGGAGUGGUGGCGGAACGAGCAGUUCUGGCUGAUCGGCGGCACGAGCGCGCACCUCGCGGCCGUGCUGCAGGGCCUCCUGAAGGUGGUGGCGGGCAUCGAGAUCUCCUUCACGCUGACGUCAAAGUCCGGAGGCGACGACGUGGAUGACGAGUUCGCGGACCUGUACAUCGUCAAGUGGACGUCGCUGAUGAUCCCGCCCAUCGUGAUCAUGAUGGUGAACCUGAUCGCCAUCGCCGUGGGCUUCAGCCGCACCAUCUACAGUGAGAUCCCGCAGUGGAGCAAGCUGCUGGGUGGCGUCUUCUUCAGCUUCUGGGUGCUGGCUCACCUGUACCCAUUCGCCAAGGGCCUCAUGGGGCGCAGGGGCCGCACGCCCACCAUCGUCUUCGUCUGGGCGGGGCUCCUCUCCAUCACCAUCUCCCUGCUGUGGGUCGCCAUCAACCCGCCGUCUGGGAACCAGCAGAUCGGUGGGUCGUUCACCUUCCCCUGA